UCUCGCUGCUACGAGUUCCAUCGUCAGCCAACAUACGGCACAGUUUGGUCGCGACGACCCCUGGUCGUGAUCCCCUUCUAAUCUUUCCGAUAAGAAAUCCACGGUCGUUCCAUAAUUAGGUCAAAAUCUUUGCUCGAUUGCUGAUUCUUUUCGGAAUCAAAUAUCGGAUUUUUGUUUGCGGUCUUUAGUGCUAUGCGAUCGUCAAGGUUUGGAUUAACUGCGUGGAAUCUUAGCCCUUCGAUCGAUUGUUGAUCUCUCUCUUUGUUCUUUCUGUCAUUGUUGAUAUUGGAACUGGAGGUUGAGGAGCUUUUGUUGCUUCCCUUGCUGAAAGAGCCGUCUUGACAGCAGAUUCUAAUGGCUCAACCUCGCACUAAAGCUGUUGGAGUAGACAACACUUUUCGUAGGAAAUGGGACCGUGAAGAGUUUCUUCAGAGAACGCGAGAACGAGAAAGGCAAGAGGAUGAGGAGUCCAAAUUCAAAUCCAAAGAAAAAGCUCCUCUUGUUCAAAGGAAACCCUUGAAGCACAGGAACUAUGAAGUUGACCUCGAAUCCCGCUUGGGGAAAACUCAGGUUGUUACCCCCAUUGCAUUACUAAGCCAACAGGUUCAAGAACGAUUUGAAAUGCUUAAGAAGCGAAAAGCUCCGGAGAGCUUUUCUGAGCAAGAUUUGGAUGAGAGACUAAGAAAACAGCAGGUAGAGGAGGAGGAGCGUCUGGGUCGUGAAAGAAAGAAGGAGAAGAAGAAAGAGAAGGCUUUACAUUAAGAAACAGAGGAUGUCGACCCCGAUGUGGCGGCUAUGAUGGGAUUUGGAGGUUUCCGGUCAUCGGUCAUCGAAGAAGUGAUAUUAUGAGCAAUAGCUGCAUGGAUCUUCCAAUUUGAUGCUCUUCAAUGGCUUUAGCCCGCAUAGCCGAGACUUUCCGGUGUUAGCUUAGAUUAUUAGAGCAAUUCAGGAGAUAGGCAGGCACAAUGUUGCUGUGGGAACCUGGGUGGUGAUGAUGCUUGAGUUUAUUGAAAAGCUUAAUGGUGAAGAACAGAAUGCUCAUCUUGUUGGGUUGAACUACCAAAAGCUAAAAGUAGUUUCUGUAAGUAAUUCUCAUACAUCACUCAAUCUGAGGACUAAACAUGGAGAAAGAAACAAAAUGUGUCUUGACUACUGUUCCUGUGGAUCAUAGAUUUGAUAUGACAUCCAAUUGCAUAAUCUUGAUUUAAAUUUACAUUCA
This is a messenger RNA of Musa acuminata AAA Group (dessert banana), 1219 nucleotides long. RefSeq lists its product as uncharacterized. Bases 355 to 762 code for a protein of 135 amino acids. Gene Ontology annotation, cellular component: spliceosomal complex; U4/U6 x U5 tri-snRNP complex. Lineage: Eukaryota; Viridiplantae; Streptophyta; Magnoliopsida; Zingiberales; Musaceae. The record is from RefSeq and is a predicted model, not a curated record. The transcript is spliced from 8 exons. Gene Ontology annotation, biological process: mRNA splicing, via spliceosome.